Striga asiatica is the source of this 2045-nucleotide messenger RNA. The record is from the annotation of a GenBank genome assembly. NCBI's taxonomy places the organism in Eukaryota, Viridiplantae, Streptophyta, Magnoliopsida, Lamiales, Orobanchaceae.
AAUGCAGAAGUGUUCACAAGCAGAACAGUUAUAAUGAGAUGGAUUGCCCGCCAGUUCAGUUGCAUGUAUCGGAACACCAUGUGGUUCUUGACAAUGGCAUAGUCAGAGUGACUUUCUCGACCCCUGAUGGAAUGAUCAUCGGAAUCAAGUACAAUGGUAUCGAAAAUUUACUGGAAAAAACUUACACUCGAGAUAACCGCGGGUAUUGGGACAUUUAUUGGAACAAAAGAAGCCAUCUUCAGGACACUAUCGACAAGCUUGAUGGAACAAGUAUGACAGUUGUAAAGCAAGAUGACGAUCAAGUUGAGAUCUCAUUCUGGAGAACAUGGAAUAAUAAUACUUCAGAAACAGGGCUGCCCUUAAAUAUUGACAAAAGGUACAUAAUGUUGCGUGGUGACUCUGGAUUUUACUCGUACGCGAUUCUCGAGCGCUUGGAAGGUUGGCCUGACGUUAACCUUUCUCAAGGGCGCAUCGUGUUCAAACUUCAGCACGAUCUGUUUGAAUACAUGGCAGUGUCUGAUGACAGACAAAGGAUAAUGCCUACAACUGAAGAUCGCGAGAGAGGUCAGGUUCUCGAUUAUCCGGAAGCUGUUCUUCUUACAAAUCCAGCCAAUUCUUUACUUAGAGGAGAGGUUGAUGACAAGUAUCAAUACUCGAGCGAUAACAAGGAUAGUCGUGUUCAUGGAUGGAUAGCAAUUGACCCUCCCACUGGGUUUUGGGUAAUUACACCAAGCAAUGAAUUUAAGACAGCUGGGCCCGUCAAACAAGACCUCACCUCACACGCAGGCCCGAUUUCCCUAUCAAUGUUUUUUAGCACUCAUUAUGCCGGACUACCUCUGGUAAUAACAUUUGAAGAAGGGGAACCUUGGAAAAAGGUAUUUGGGCCCGUUUUUAUCUACCUUAACUCGGUUGACAGCGGUGAAGAUCCACUUACGCUGUGGGCCGAUGCAAAGGAACAGAUGCUCAUAGAAACCGAGAGCUGGCCUUAUGAUUUCCCAGCCUCGGAUGAUUUUCCUUUUGCCGAUCAGCGUGGUGUAGUGAGUGGAAGAUUACUUGUUCGCGAUAGUUACAUCAAUGACAAUCUGAUGACUGCAAACUCGGCUUAUGUUGGGUUAGCUUUACCAGGCAAACUGGGAUCAUGGCAAAGAGAAAACAAGGGCUAUCAGUUUUGGAGUGAGUCGGAUGAUUUGGGGUAUUUUAUCAUUACCGGCAUUCGACCUGGCAAGUAUUGUCUCUAUGGUUGGGUCCCUGGAUUUAUUGGCGACUACAUGUACGAAUAUGUAAUCGAUGUGCUACCAGGAGGCGAAAUUAAGCUUGGAAAUAUCGUAUUCGAACCUCCAAGAAAUGGGCCUACCUUAUGGGAAAUCGGCAUUCCUGAUCGUACGGCUGCUGAAUUUUUCGUGCCAGAUCCAAACCCACAACUCAUGAACCAGUUAUAUCGUAGUCAGGCCGAUAAGUUCAGGCAGUAUGGAUUGUGGGAUAGGUACACAGAGUUAUACCCAGAUCAAGAUUUAGUCUAUACAGUAGAAACAUGCAAUUACCAAACAGAUUGGUAUUUUGCUCAUGUCAACAGGAAAAUAAACAAAACAUACGUACCAACAACCUGGACGAUUAUGUUCAACCUCACAAGCGUCGAAAAUGUAUCGGCCGAUUACACCCUCCGACUUGCAUUGGCAUCAGCUACUGACGCUGAAUUACUGGUUCGGAUAAAUGAUGGGGCUGCAAAAAGGCCACAUUUUAGCACGGGUUUGAUAGGGAAGGACAAUGCAAUUGCACGGCAUGGAAUUCAUGGACUUUACUGGCUAUAUAGUGUCAAUGUACCGGCUUCUCUACUUGUCAAUGAUUCUACAAACACUAUAUUUUUGACUCAAUCGAGAGCUUCUAUCCCUUGGAGAGGGAUCUUGUACGAUUAUAUACGGUUUGAAGGUUCAUCUACGAAUAGUACUACGCGGACGUGAGAAAGACAUAUACUAAUUAGUAUUGGCUUUAGUUUAGUUUCACUGAAAUGGCCUUCAACUAGGAGCUUGCACAGGUAGGUAGUUCAG